Molecule: messenger RNA, 2099 nt
Organism: Hypoxylon fragiforme
Lineage: Eukaryota; Fungi; Ascomycota; Sordariomycetes; Xylariales; Hypoxylaceae
Product: aldo/keto reductase
Exons: 3
Coding region: 370-1455 (361 amino acids)
Source: RefSeq, a predicted model, not a curated record
CUUUAAGUCCUCUAUCCCCUUUAAUCCCUUUAUCCCCGAUUAGUUGUCGCGUGGAGGGAACGCCUCAGACAGACACACUUCUUCCGGGUGGGAGGAUAAGAGAUAUAGGUGUUGGAGUUCAGCCAGAAAGCCAUUGAGCAAUGCAACCGCAAAGGUACCCCAAGUAUAUUAUCCUAUAUAGGUUACACCUCGAGGAACUUAUAAAAAAAAAAAGGAAAAUGGCGUGCCUGUUUCAUUUCCCCUCCUCGUCCAGAUUCUCUUGGUUUUAUACACUCAUAGAAACCAGAGACUUAUCAACUUACCAACCUAAUCUUGAUUACCUACUUAAUAAACAAGCAACUUGAGCCAUAGAUAGAUCAUACUCUCACAAUGGCUGGCCCUCUUCCCCCGUCCCUGAAAGAGUCGUUAGAGAAUACCAAGGUCGAGUACCGGCAGCUCGGUAAAAGCGGUCUACGAAUCUCGGUCCCUAUAUUUGGCUGUAUGAGCUUCGGAAAUUCCGAGGCGCAGUCAUGGGCCUUGGACGAAGCAGAGGCUCUCCCUCUUCUCAAAUCCGCCUACGACAAGGGCCUGAACACCUGGGACACCGCGAACGGCUACUCGCAAGGCGCCAGCGAGCGCAUCGUCGGCAAAGCCCUCAAGCACUACGCCAUCCCGCGGGAAAAGGUGGUCAUCAUGACAAAAUGCUUCUUCGCCGUCGGCGAGACCCCCGACGUGACGCACUUCUACCACCGGGACGCCGUCGACAAGUCCAAGGACUACGUGAACCAGCACGGCCUGUCGCGGACCGCCAUCUUCAACUCCGUCGCCGCGUCGCUCCGGCGGCUGGACACGGAGUACAUCGACGUCCUGCAGAUCCACCGCUUCGACUACGCGACGCCGGUCGAGGAGACGAUGCGGGCGCUGCACGACGUGGUGCAGAGCGGCAAGGUGCGGUACCUCGGCGCGAGCAGCAUGUGGGGCGUCAACUUCGCGCGGCUGCAGUUCGCGGCCGAGCGGGGCGGCUGGACCAAGUUCGUCUCGAUGCAGAACCAGUACAACCUGCUGUACCGCGAGGAGGAGCGCGAGAUGAACCGCUUCUGCCGCGACACCGGCGUCGGCCUGGUCCCGUGGGCCCCCCUGUGCCGGGGCCACCUGGCGCGCCGGCCCGAGGCCUUCGGCACCACGGAGCGCAGCCGCCUCGAGCAGAGCGCGGCUGCGCCGGGGUCCCACGGCACGGCGGAGCCGGACCUGGCCAUCAUCCGCCGCGUGCAGGAGGUCGCGGAGAAGAAGGGGUGGCCGAUGAGCCACGUCGCGCUCGCGUGGAUCAACAAGAGGGUCGCGAGCCCGAUUGUGGGGUUCUCGAGCGUCGCGCGCCUGGAUGAGGCGAUUGCGGCGACGGGGAAGACGCUGACGGAGGAGGAGGAGAGGUAUCUGGAGGAGCUGUAUCUGCCGAAGGCGAUUCAUGGGCAUUUGUAGGUGCCUGAUGAUGAUGAUGAUGGGGGUGGUGGGCCUGGAACAUGUAUGUCAUGUCUACCUGUGAAGAAUAGGGGGGUCACAUCAUGACCAAGAUUAGGUAAAUACGUACCUAAAAGGGGCUAACCUACAUGUAGGUGCUAGCACAAGUAGGUACUUAUAUCAACUUCACUCAGAGUUUAGGUAUCAGGAUUAUUAGGUAGGUCUCAGGAAUAAAGAAGCAAACAAACGGCCAACCAAAGAGGCAUGUCUCAUAAAAAAAAUUGCGAUGCUUAGGAAACUUUCUUCGUCAUUCGACUUCUUAAAGAAAUCGACUCUGCAAUAUACCGAGAUAUAUAGAUAGAUAAGAAUGAAUCUGGAAGAUGCCCACCUAGCCUAGGAUAGUGUUUACCUAGUCACAAUAUACCAGCAAUGUUAGUCAGGCAAACAACAAUGUUUCUGCUACCUACCUGCCGUAGCUUGCACUGGACCUUCUCAAAGGCUGAUUAGGUAGUAUACAAACAAAGGUGUUUUACAACCCGCAAACUUUAGAACUUGAAAUACUAAGGGGCUGUUCAGUGAUAUUCUUUAUAAGCCUAGGGUCCUGGUAGUCAUCUUGAGCAACAUUGAAUCAACAAAGCCCCUAUUCUACGAGCCUUGGAACAUAG